AUGUCAGAUGCUGAAGGUGAAGAUGAGAAAAGAGCAGGAGGAAGAGAAGACCAAACAGAGACUGACACACUCCAGAUUACCAGGAAGUCUCAAGUCUACACUGCCACCAGAGACACACUUUUCCCAAAGAAGAUAACUCACAACACAACACAUGCACUGUCACUAGAGUGGGUAUUUGGGAUGAAUCCUGCUCUCCCUGCCUUCAGUCUGCAAGACCACAAUCAGCUGGUGGUCCUCUAUGCUGGAGCUCAUGUUGGAGUCAUCUACAAUCACACCACUAACUCCCAGCACAUACUGCAGGGUCACUGCGGCUCCAUCUCAUGUGUAUGUGUGAGUGAAGACAGACGCUGGAUUGCAACAGCAGACCAGGGGCUGAAAAGCACAGUGAUGAUAUGGGACUCCUACUCAGGCAUUCCUGUGCAUACACUGUUCAAUUGCCACCCUGACGGGGGCGUCACUGCGAUGGCUUUUUCAGGAGACACAAAGCAUCUGGUAACCCUCGGGUCUGAGGGUGUUCAAUGUGUGUGUGUUUGGGAUUGGACAAAUGAAAAAGAAAAGCCUUUGUGGGUCACUGAACUCAAUCCUAAACAUGGCUUCCAAGAUUACAUCAUUUUUAAUCCAAAUGAUAGUACGCAGCUGCUCAGUAGCAGUGAAAGUCAGGUGUUAUUUUACAGCACGGCCCAGGGAAGUCUGCAGUACUGUGCCCUGGAGCUUGAAAUGGUAAAAAUCUUUCAGACCAGUGGGCCACUCAGUCAGUCUGUGUUUCACCGGAGAGAGCCUCAGAUCCUGACCGCGUCGGCAGCGGGCAGCAUUGUGGUGUGGAACCUGAUGGAAGACUUUGCUGCAAACCAAUACUUCCCCACGUACAGAAUCAGGGUCUUUGACCUUCAGGACGACCCGAUCACUGCUCUCACCGUAACUGACAGCCUCAUCGUGACUGGUGACACUCAAGGCCACAUCAAGUUUUAUGAUGAAAACUUCCUGCUUCUCACUUGGUACAGUGAUUUCAACCUGGAUGCUAUUGUUUCCAUUUCCUUUUCUAAAGAGUGUACAGAGGGAUACCUGGAGGACUGCACUCUGGAGGCAAAACCGUUGAUCAUCAGGAACUUUAUUGUAACCACAGCUAGUUCCACUGUGGUACAUGUGAAUGCACAGAAAGGCAUCCCUCAGAUCCUGCGACAUGAGGACUGUGCGCCUAUACAUGCAGUGGCCUGUCACCCCAAACAGCCAUCUGUGGCCAUGGGCAAUCAAAGGGGUGUGUUAAAAGUGUGGGACUAUAACAAUAAAGUGAUCAUCCGAAGCAGGAUCUUCGAGACAGAGAAGCAGAUUCAGUGUGUCACUUUUGACCCUCAAGGAUUAUACCUUGCAGUGGGCUUCGGCAGUGGAGCUGUUCACAUACUGAAUCCCAGCACUUUACAAAGUGAUCCAGAGGAGUGUUUUUAUAACACUAAAGACAGCAUUCAUCUCAUCACUUUCUCCUCAGACUCAAAGUAUCUUGCCACUGCAGAUGCUGGAAAAGCUGUGACAGUGUUCCACUUGCAGACUAAUAAAGGCUCUUUGUCUCGUUGGGGCUAUCUGGGCAGAUACUGCUCUCAUUAUAAACCCAUCAAAGACCUUCUUUUUGGUGUUCACCUAGACAGCUCUCAACCCAGACUGCUCUCUCUGGGAAUGGACCGCAGACUGGUGGAGUAUGACCUGGAAAACAGUGACGUGAACAAGGUACUCAUCCUAAGCUCAGAGCGCAUUGAGCAGAGCGCUGUGCCAAUGUGCAUGACUUGGUAUCCUCCCCUCACUGCAGAGCAGUUUCUACUCAUUGCCUCAGAUCAAUACAAGAUGAAGCUCUUCAACAGCACAACCAAGAUGUGCAGAAAGACUCUCCUCGGCCCAACAUACGGCUCUCCCGUUAAGAAAACAGAGGUCCUUCGUGUGUCUAAGGAUCCUGAAAAGAGCUCAUAUUUCCUGGCAUAUAUCACAGAGGACAAGGUGGGUCUCCAGAUUUUGCCUCUGGAUGGGAACCCCUACAAGUCAAAUGCUUUGAUCUGCCACCCAGCAGGAGCGUCUACUUUUGCCUGCUCCUACGACGGCCGGUUUGUUUUCACUGCAGGACGAUCUGACUGCACUGUCCUGUCGUGGGAGAUUAGCUUAAAUGCGCUGGAGGCAGCAGCAACCUUGGGAGGAAAGGACCUGGUGCCCUUUUACGCUCUUUUGGAAGGAGGUAGAGAUGGCAAGUUCUACAGGGAGAUGGAGGACUUUUUCUAUUACUGCCAAGUUCGUCAUCAAGGCACUGACUCAAUGGAGACACGACAGUUGUCUACCAAAAUUCCCCUGGCGGAGGUCCCUUCUCUAAUGAGAGCUUUGGCCUUCUUUCCUACUGAGCAAGAGAUAGAAGAUAUGCAAAACGAGGUUAAGUUCAGCAAGUAUGCUGAAACAGGAAAAUACGUGACCGACAUUGACCUGGAGGAGUUUAUCAAGCUGUAUGUCAACCACCGGCCAGCGUUUGGCAUCUCCUGCACUGAGCUCGAUGAAGCUUUUCACAUCCUGGGUGACGAUGGUAGAACAGGACAGCCUGUUCUGCAGAGACAUGAACUGCUACAACUUCUACAGGCUCGAGGAGAACACAUGACAGAGGAAGAGGUGGCAGAGUGUUUCACUACACUUUUAGGACUCAAUGACGAAGAAGAAGAAGAACAAGAACAAGAAGACAAAGCAGGCAGAGGAGGGGAACAGUCUGAGCAUGACAUUUAUAAAUCUGACAGUGGCGAUUCAGUGUAUUCACUGGAGUGUGCGAUCCCAGAUGAGAUAUCCAUGGAGACAUUCACACAUCACAUCCUGGGCUUUCCGUCCUCAGCAGAGCAGAGCGGCAGGUCUUCACCUCCAGAGUAA
This is a messenger RNA of Plectropomus leopardus (leopard coralgrouper), 2883 nucleotides long. The record is from RefSeq and is a predicted model, not a curated record. Lineage: Eukaryota; Metazoa; Chordata; Actinopteri; Perciformes; Serranidae.